UUAGAAAAGUGUGGUGUUUUGAUAAAAGCUACGUUUUAUUCUUAUUCAUGCUUAAUCAGUGGAAUCUUCGGUUUACUCCUAAAGGUCUAGCUAUCAUCAGCUACUCGGUUUUCGACUCAUUACGAAUCAAACAUGUCUGAAAGAGACGGCUCGAGUUAAGAACCUCUCGGACCGAUUCAGUCCGAUUCGCGAUGAAAUCGUUCCACGAUUCAUUGAAAAGAUCCGACUCAACCGAACGAUUCUUGAACGAAUCGGACAUGGCUAGCAGACGGGGGCUUGGCUCCCGGCGUAAUCUGACCCCAGCACUCGGCUCUUUAAAGGAAUAAAGGAUGAAUUUACUGAAUGGAGAUCCGCUGCAACGUCUGCUGAGUUCAGAGCAGAACCGAAAGCGCUAAAAGACGGCGCCACGGAGAAUGAAAGUUUCGGAGGAGCAACUUUUGAGAGAGUUUACGAACUUUGGAGGCGUAGCGCAGCGAGGUGAUGUGAUCUACCGGCUCUGAAAACAUUAAAGUAAAAACUCGGCCGGUCAAGAGAAGGACAGUCAAGGUUGGCAGACUGGCACACGUGCACAGAUGGCAGAGGUGAUGGAGGGCGUAGCCACGGCAGCCGUGCCCAACACCAGUGUGGACUGGCAGAAGAGAUGCAUCGCUCUGGAGACGCAGCUUAUGAGGUUUCGUCUGCAAGCGGGAAAUAUCCGCCACCUACUUGCUGAGAGGAUGCAGGAGUUGGAACAGAGAGUGAUAGAGGCUGACCAGCGGGCAGAGAACGCUGAAAAACAGGUCCAUAUAAUGGAGGAGAAACUGAAGUCUGCAAACAUGCAGCCCAGCGAAUCGGAAAACUCACUGUACAGGCGCUAUCAAGAGCUGAGCAGUCAAAUUCAGGAGAAAGAUAUGAUCAUAAAGCGACUCGAAGGACAGCUGGAGAAGCAGAACUUGGUUCGAGCACAAGAGGCCAAGAUUAUUGAAGAGAAGGCUGCAAAAAUCAAAGACUGGGUCACGUUUAAGUUGCGAGAGAUGGAAACCGAGAACCAGCAGUUAAAGAAGGCAAACCUGAAGCAGGCUGAGCAGAUCCUCAUACUGCAAGACAAGCUUCAGACUCUUCUCGAGAUGCCCAUGUCCCCAGCAGUGGAUGCCCACCUGGUCCCUUCCAGCCCACUCCACCCUCCCAGCUGCCCCGGGACACCCCCUGUCCAGGAGGAGGGCUGGAGAUUGACAGGAUCUCGCAUGGCCAAUUCUACAGAUAGCAAAAGGAAAGUCACGGAGGGCUGCGAUUCCGCUUUUCAUAGUGCAUCCUUACUUCCUACAUUACAAGACAAAGGAGACUCUUAUAAGUCUAGUCAAGAUGGUGUUGACACCACAACCUCGGUAAAGGAGGCCGGAGAGGGGGCGGAGCCUUCUUUUGGAGCAUCACGUGAGAGAGGAGUGGGAGGAGCCUCAGACAGAGAUCACUCUUCUGAUGAGCUCAACAGCAAAUUUCGUUCCCAGCGCCUUCGCUCUUCUUCCUCAUCUUCUUCCUCAUCCUCCUCAGCAUAUGAGACUCCUGGUCCGGGUGGCUUUGACACGCCUACCCCCACUCCUAAAAGCCCUCCUCCUGUGCCCCUCUCACCCCCAUUAAUAUGCCUCCCUCUGUCAUGCCCCUUCCAUCUGGCUUUACCCUUGGGCACCAGCAUGACCCUUCCCAAAGUUCGCACUCCUCUAACCCCCCGUGACAGCAUCCAACUUGUGAAGAAACACCACAGUCAGCCGCAACCCGGCAUAGAGCGCCUCCAUCAGGUCAACGUCAACAUUGAUAUCGGAAACUGCACCUCUCCAUCCUGUGGUUCGGUUCCCACACAUGGGCUAGAGGAGACGGACAUUGAUGAAGGGCCUCCAGAAAGCAUGGAGGGUGUGGUGGAGGGGUCAGAGAUGGAAGCUCAGCCUACUGAUGGAGGCUUAUUGGAUAGGUUGGCCAAAGAGUUUGAGAUGAUGGACCCAGAAGCUCUUAAACCACCUACACCACCUCUGCACAGAUUUCCCUCUUGGGAGAGCCGGAUCUAUGCAGUAGCUAAAUCAGGAAUGAGAGUCUCAGAGGCCUGUCUUGGAGCUAAGACUUUCGGAAGAGUAUCCACCCAACCUCAGCACUCAACAACUGGCCCCUUCACCCACCUCAUUUAUAAGAACAUCAGUGUGCCUGUGUACUCCACUCUUAAAGGGAAGGCGACUCAGAUCAGCACUGUCCCUCUUCCCGAUGAUGACUCCGGUUCAGAAGACGACAGCAGCUCAUUGGCCAGCUUGCACACGUCCAUACUGGGGCCAGAUAAAAAGGGCAGCACCCCUGGCAGCCCUCGGGCUGUCAAAAGAGGUGUUUCUAUGUCCUCCAUCAGUUCAGAGAGUGACUAUGCCAUUCCUCCGGAUGCGUACUCGUUGGACAGUGACUGCUCAGAGCCCGAGCACAAGGUGCAGCGCACCUCCUCCUACUCCUGUGAGAGUGUUGGACAGGAGACUCUAGAAAAGACAGGUUACUUGCUGAAAAUGGGUAGUCAGGUAAAGGCAUGGAAGAGGCGCUGGUUCAUUCUGAGGAACGGGGAGAUCUUGUACUACAAGUCGCCGAGUGAUGUGAUCCGGAAACCUCAGGGCCAAAUGGAGCUGAACUCCUCGUGUCAUAUAGCCCGCGGAGAGGGAGCUCAGACAUUCCAGUUAAUUACAGAGAAGAAGACCUUUUACUUGGCUGCAGACUCCCCAAAUAUCCUGGAGGACUGGAUCAGAGUUCUCCAGAAUGUUCUCAAGGUCCAGGCCAGUGGACCAGUUUCCAUGGAUAAAGAAGUCAAGGCCACUGUGAGAGGCUGGCUAACAAAGGUGAAGCAUGGUCAUUCAAAGCUUGUGUGGUGUGCUUUGAUUGGGAAAGUCUUCUACUACUACCGUAACCAGGAUGACAAGUUACCUCUGGGUCAGCUACAUGUUCGGGAAGCACGGGUGGAAGAAGUGGACAGAUCGUGUGACUCUGACGAGGAUUAUGAAGCAGGUGGGCGGGGCUUCCUCUCCUCUCACUUUACGUUAGUGGUCCAUCCCAAAGAGCAAAGCCCCACCUACCUGCUUGUCGGCACUAAACAAGAAAAGGACACCUGGCUGUACCACCUGACUGUUGCGGCGGGCAGUUGUGCCAGCCUGAGGGUGGGCACAGAGUACGAACAGCUGAUCGGCAAGCUGUUGGAUGUCGAUGGAGAUCCAGACUCUGCUCUGUGGAAACGUGAAGUGCUGUGCUUCAGUAAGGAGGGUCUGCGGUACCCCCUCACCACGCUACCCUCCGAGGCACUUCAAACAGAGGCUCUCAAGCUCUUUAAGUCAUGCCAGCUGUUCAUCAAUGUGCUGGUGGAAUCACCCUCAAUCGACUACCACACCUCGCUGGCCCAGAAUGCACUGCAGGUGUGCCUAACACAUCCAGAGCUGCAGAAUGAAAUGUACUGUCAGUUGAUCAAACAGACCAAUUGCCGCACUCCUCACAACUAUGCCCUUACGCAGUGCUGGCAGCUGUUGUCAUUGUGUGUAGCUCUCUUCCUGCCUCAGCACCAUUUCCUGUGGUACCUGAGACAGUACCUGCAGCAGAAUGCAGAUCCCAGGACUGAAGUGGGGAAGUAUGCAGUGUACUGCCAGCGCUCAGUCGAGAGAACUUUACAGAACGGAGAGAGAGAAGCAAAGCCUUCGCGGAUGGAAAUUUUAUCUAUUCUGUUGAGAAACCCGUAUCAUCACUCUCUACCCUUCAGCAUACCUGUACACUUCAUGAACAACACUUAUGAGGUUGUUGGUUUUGAUGGUUCCACCACAGUAGAGGAGUUCCUGAACACUGUGAACCAGAGGGCAGGCAUGAGGAAACCAAAGAUUUCAGGCUUUGCGCUCUUCACUGACGACCCCUCUGGCAAAGAUCUGGAGCACUGCCUGCAGCCCAGCAAUAAAAUCUGUGAUGUGAUCUCCAAGUGGGAACAGGCACUGAAAGAACUUCAUCCUGGAAAAUAUGAAGGAACACGGAUUGUCCGUCUCACUUAUAAAAGCAGGCUGUGUUUCCGAGCUCAGGCUAAGGGGGAAACUGAGCGAGAGCGCCUUCUGCUGGCAUAUCAAGUAAAUGAUGAGGUACAACAAGGGCACUUCCCUGUCAGUAAAGAAUUGGCCCUGGAAGUGGCGGCGCUGAUGGCACAGGUUGAGCAUGGUGACCUAGACCGGCCUGCAAUGUCUCCUGUUGGUUCUCCUCAGCCGAAGACCCAACAGGUCCUUCUGCAGGUACUGGAGCGGUUUUACCCUAAACGCUACAAACAAGAAUGCAGCAUGGAACAGCUCAGGGACCUCGGUGAGCGUUUGGCCACUAAGUGGUCUGUCCUGCAUGGGUGCACAGCCUCCGAAUGUGUGAGAAUCUAUCUCACCGUGGCCCGCAAGUGGCCUCUGUUCGGGGCCAAGCUGUUCAGUGCCAAGCCACUGCCUCCCUCUUCAUUGGAUCAGACUCAGGUGUGGCUGGCUGUUAAUGAGGAUGGGCUGAGUGUCCUGGACUACACAAUGCACCCAUUGGCCACAUAUCCAUACCAGUCAGUGAUCACCUUCGGAGGCUGCAAGGAAGAUUUCAUGCUAGUGAUCAGCCAGAUUAAAGACCAGGCUUUGGGCAAGAAGACUGUGGAUAAACUUUUAUUUGCAAUGGCUAAACCAAAGAUCUUGGAACUGACGCUCCUCAUGGCUAGUUAUAUUAACUACUGGACCUCCAGCUUACCAGGGGCCGGCAACCAGACUCAAGGCUCAGUGCUGGGGCCUCCGGGAGACAGGAAGCUCUGGGACAUAGACAGCCGACACUUCCCCUCAAUGACAUACACAACCAAAGGCCCCACUCUCCUUUAAAACCUCAGCCUCCAGGUGUCUGGACACAUCGGCAACUACACAAAUAAAAACGCAUUUUGGGAAACAUUUAGAUGAUUUAGUUUGGGAUACAAUUCAGACUUUUUGUGUUUGAAGGUUCAAACAAUAAACUGGAAGACAAAAGUUAUUUAUUGUGCGAAACGGUCAACUAUUUGCACACUGUUCGUAGUCCAAAUACAAAAAAUAAACACAUCACAAAGUUGGUUUAUAAAUGGAGACUCGUAGUGACCCGCCCUGAGAAGAUCACCCACCGAGUCAGAGUAGAUCCAAGAGUAUUUUAUUCUUGAGUGCAAAAAGUUUGGCGCUUAUUUUUAAGGAAUUGGAGCUUUUAAACUGGACUUCCAGGUAAAGACAUGGUUUGACUUUUUCAUUUGUGUGUAACAUGAUUUUGUUUCAUCUCUGUCUUUGUUUGAAUUUUUUAUUGUUUAGUUAGUUUUAUGUUUAUAUUUGUUAUAUUAGGACAUUUCCACUGUUUAAAUAAUGGUACCAUCAGUCAUUUAAAGUUUAUACAGUGAAUACUUCAUCAGGAUGCUUAGAAACAUUACAUCAUCUCUAGUACAUUAGCACAUACGAUGCAAACUAGGUAACCAGUAAAUAAACGACAGUACGGAGCCCAGCAUAUGACAUGCAGGAAAAAAAUAGUAGGCUAAAUCACGUGCAUGAUUUAGCAAAUCGAGGGAAUGAAAUAGUAAAUCCUGCGCACGAUUCUGCAAAUCGAGGGAACGAAAUAGUAAAUCCUG
This is a messenger RNA of Megalobrama amblycephala (Wuchang bream), 5611 nucleotides long. RefSeq names its product pleckstrin homology domain containing, family H (with MyTH4 domain) member 1 (gene plekhh1). Lineage: Eukaryota; Metazoa; Chordata; Actinopteri; Cypriniformes; Xenocyprididae. The transcript has 30 exons. Bases 573 to 4853 code for a protein of 1426 amino acids. Gene Ontology annotation, cellular component: cytoskeleton. The record is from RefSeq and is a predicted model, not a curated record.